Molecule: messenger RNA, 857 nt
Organism: Boeremia exigua
Lineage: Eukaryota; Fungi; Ascomycota; Dothideomycetes; Pleosporales; Didymellaceae
Exons: 2
Coding region: 96-857 (253 amino acids)
Source: RefSeq, a predicted model, not a curated record
GAUCAAGGCACUAAGAUUUCAAGGUGAAGGUGAAAGAAGAUGAGACGGACUGGUCUCCGUCACAAACUGUCUCAAAUAGCCUUGCACCCGCCAGCAUGCCGAAUAUCAAGCUCAUCAAGAUGCGAUACAACUCCGCCACCAUCACUGCCUCUAUCUCCUCCGAGAUGACCGAUGCAGAGAUAUAUAGAGAGCUCCACACAGCUUUUAUCAGUACUGUUGGCUCCUACCACAUCGUCAUCACAGGCCCUUACCGCAACAUCCUCGCAACGCUCGCCUACUCAGAGCUGAAAGAAGGCACGGUUUACAUCAUUACUACAUCUGCCGAACGCAUCCAAGGCGCCGGGACAGCCUCACGUGCCUCCAAGACGACUCUUGCAAACCUUGCCAUUGUCAUGCAAGACUGGCGCCUGGCGCACGCUGGGCAGAUCUUCCCUGUCGACAUCGCGCCGCGCACAGUGAACGCGGAGGGCAAGCAGCCUUUGCUUGGCGACCUGCAGCACACGGGUUUGCUGGAGCCUGAGCUCUGGUCUGCGAGGUUUACAUCGGAGCUGAGAAGGUUGAGUCGGAGGAGCCAGGGCAUGCAUGUGGAGAUCAUGCAUCUGGUGAGGUGGGAGAUCGAGGGGAGGCACGAGAGGGAGGAGAGUCCUGUCAAGUACGUGACUACGAUCGACUUGAAGAAUGUCGUGGGGCACUCGGAGACGGAGCAGAUGGGGAUAGCGCAGCAGGCUAAUGAUCUGGUUGCUGCGGAGGACAUGGCGACCGAGGUCUUCGGCGGUGGGCUUCUGGCAGCUCUACCGGAGGUUGAUGGCCAGUCGGCUGAGCUAGAAGUUGCAAUGUUCACUUUGCCGAUACGUUAG